Molecule: messenger RNA, 2822 nt
Organism: Labeo rohita (rohu)
Lineage: Eukaryota; Metazoa; Chordata; Actinopteri; Cypriniformes; Cyprinidae
Gene: dnajc30a
Exons: 1
Coding region: 273-1343 (356 amino acids)
Source: RefSeq, a predicted model, not a curated record
UUGGACAAUCCUAGUUAAAAAACAAACAAAUAAAUAACAAAAAAUUGGUUUUGUUUUUCAAACAUUUUAAACUACAGAAGGAAUUGAAUUGUAAGAAUGACCCUGUCAAUCGCAGCACAGUUUAUUAUGUAAUCAUUAUGAUGUAAAAACAACCUCAACGCCCCACCAAUCUCUUAUCUGGAAAUAUUCUUCUCCCACUUCAUUGGCCAAAUUUCACUCAACCCGAAAAGAAGCUAAAAUCUGAUUGGUCGAUUUGCGGUACGCGGAAACAGAUGAUGCUUUCUUCAGUUGAUCCCUGCGCAAUGGCGGAGGUCAGACUGCGGUUCCUGAGCGGCGCUUAUAAGCUUUUAAAACCGCAAAAUCUCCCGCUUUUGGAUAAAAACUAUACACCGGUUGCAACAGCAUCUUAUGUUGCAGGUUUAAUAAAUUUGCCAGAGCUCUGUGUGAUUAGAAAUGACCGCGUCGAAGCAGCAAAAAGACCGGCAGCUCUUGAGUCUCCAAAAGGGACCGCAAACACACUCUUGACCGGUGCUGGUGGAGUUACAAACAGCUUGAAAGUGCCGUUGGACCUCCAUUCUGGAAAUGUUAAUGUAUGGACUGACUGCCAUGGAUUAAAAUUUAAAUCUAAGAAAUCCAGCUCGUGUCUGGGAACAGAUGGAAAACUCCUUCUGUCCAGCCAUACUGGCACUCACUUUCAACGCCAGUUAAGGAGAUCCAUCUAUAAAAAGACUCUUUAUGCAUCUCCAAAAGAUUUUUUAGGGCAGUUUAUGUCUUUCACCAGAGCUUAUAGUGGCACAGACAGCCCGUUAUACAAAUCAAAGUCUGCUUACUAUGACAUUUUGGAAGUUUCCCCCACCGCCACGCAUGCGCAAAUCAAGACUGCUUACUAUAAGCAGUCCUUUAUAUAUCACCCGGACAAGAACGCAGGCAGCGAGGAGGCCGUGUUCAGGUUCUCUCAGAUCAGCGAGGCCUACAACGUCCUGGGUAAUAAAGCUCUGAGGAGGAAAUACGACCGUGGGAUCCUGAGUCAAGCUGACCUACAUGGAUCCAGCAAACCCACCGGCAGAGAGAGUCCUGCAUCAGGGCAGCAGAGCAGAAGCCGAGACUCGCCCUCUGUUGGAGCCACCCAGCAAAACAUCUUCGACUUUGAUACAUUCAUCAGAUCACACUACGGAGAACAGCUGAAGAGAGAGCAGGAGAUCCGGCAGCGUAGGGAAGAGAUCAUCAGGAAGAAAGAAGAGCUGGUUGAGGAUAUGAAACUGGGCAGGUUGAAGGAGAUCACUGUAGGGGUGAUGCUGGUUACGGCGAUGAUGAUCUUGUUUAGCCUCAAGUCUACCAAAUGAAGAAGAUACAGGGAUACUUGAAAAACAUCUCACAUUUUAACUGCUAAAAAUGGGUUUUGAUUAAAUAAUGUGCCAACACACAAAUAUAUUGUACUGAUAUGUCAUAUUUAUCAUUUUUUUCGUGUUUCAACUAGUGCUGUCAAACAAUUUAAACGCAUCCAAAUAAAAGUUGUUUAUAUGUGACCCUGGACCACAAAAUCAGUUAUAAGGGUAAAUUUUUCAAAAUUGAGCUUUAUACAACAUCCGAAAGCUGAAUAAAUAAGCUUUCCAUUGAUGCAUGGUUUGUUAGGAUAGAACAAUAUUUGGUCGAGAUACAACUAUUUCAGUAUAUGGAACCUAAGGAUGCAAAAAAAAAUCUAAAUAUUGAGAAAAUCGCCUUUAAAGUUGUCCAAAUUAAGUUCUUUACAAUAUAUAUUACUAAUCAAAAAUGAAGUUUUGAUAUAUUUACAGUAGGAAAUUUACAAAAUAUAUUCAUGGAACAUGAUCUUUACUUAAUUUCCUAAUGAUUUUUGGCAUAAAAGAAAAAUCUAUAAUUUGAUCCAUACAAUGUAUUUUUGGCUAUUGCUACAUGUAUUCCCCAGCGACUUAAGACGGGUUUCAUGGUCCAGGGUCACAUAUAUGCGUGUACUGUGUACAUUUUUAAUGUAUAUAAGCAAAAACUUUUAUUUUUGAUGCGAUUAAUUGUGGUUAAUCAUGUGACAGCAUUAGUUUUAACAAAUCCUACCCAAAACUGAUUUUCUAAAAGGGGAUUGUUAAUUUCUUUUUCUUCCUUUUUUUUUUCUUUUGGGAAAAAAUGACAAAAUAUAAGAAAGAAAGGUCUUGUUUUAAUUUUCUUUUUUGAAAAUAUAAAAUAUAAACAAAAAAAAAAGAGAGAUGCUGUAUAAACACAACCAACAACCAGACUGAUUCAGACUAUUUGAUCUUAAACGUUUUAAUUUAAGGUAAUAGGACAUCUGAAAAUGGUUUAUCUGUCAAUGGAUGCCAUUGUAGCUACAAUUGUGUGCUCUACCUCAUCCGUUAAACUGUAUUCAGAGUAAUAAUGAUUUCUGUAGGUAUGGAGCAUAAUGCAUUUAAACUGUUAGGAAACACUGAUGGCAUUAUUUUGCACAAAAGGCCUUGGUAAAAACCAGCCUUGCUUUAUUAUUAUUAUUAGUCUGGCUUCACUUCACCUGAGCCCCUAAUUUAAGUUUUAGAAUAACUGACAAGUAUUGUGUACAAAAUAAAUGUCUGUCACUUGAAAGUAAAGUGUAAUUUAGACAUUUGGAAGUAUGAUGGAAAUGUUCUGAAUUUGUGGUCGGCUAAUUAAGGAUGUAGACUGUUAACACAAGAUGUGAGUUCAAUCUAAAAAUGGAAUUGGAAUGAAAGAUUUGCUGAAAUUAAAUUGAAACAAUUCAAUUUAAAUGUGCCUUAUGGUUAUUUAAAUACAUGGAUGAAUAUGUACUGUGGAUAUCGUGGAAAGAAAAUAAAUUAUUCAAAAUA